GGAGAGGGAGAUCACCAGAUAAAAACCCUAACUAAAAAAACCCUCUUCCCCUCUCUCCUCGUCUCUCGCUCUCUUUCCCCGGCUGCCGAGCCGUCGAAGGUCUUCCUCCGCCGAAUCCCGGAGCAGGCUAUUGCGGCCUUCUGCCGAUUUCUGGCUAGUUCGUGUUGAAGCUUCUCUGAAGGUUAUCAGGUCUGCAUGGCGGAAGAGGAGUCACAGCCGCUUGCUUAUGUCCAUGAGACGGUGCUAAAGAAGAGGAAAAACAAUGAAGAGUGGGCUAUCAAGAGAAGGGACCAAUUGGACGCACGAAAGAAAAGAAAGAAAGAGGACUUGAAACUUGCCAUCAGAAGGCCCGAGGAGUUUGUCAAGGAAUACCGUGAUAAAGAAUUGGACCUCAUUCGGAUGAAACAAAGACUGAAGCGGAGGAAAUUGUUUUCUGACAAUAUUAAAUCUGAUUUACUUUUUGUUAUUCGUAUUCGUGGCUCAAAGGAUAUGCAUCCUAGGACCCGAAAAAUCCUGAACUUGUUGAGGUUGAGACAUAUUUUAAGUGGUGUAUUUGUGAAGACCAAUGAAGCAACUCUGAAAAUGUUACUGAGUGUAGAGCCAUUUAUCACCUAUGGCUAUCCUAGCUUGAAGAAUGUGAGGGAGUUGAUCUACAAGAAGGGCUGUGGAAUGAUAGAUAAGCAGAGUGCUCCUCUCACAAAUAACAAUGUUAUUGAGCAGGCACUUGGAAAGUAUGGCAUCAUCUGUAUUGAAGAUAUCGUGCAUGAGAUUGCUACGGUAGGAUCACAUUUUAAAGAGGUGACCAAGUUCCUAUGGCCAUUCAGGCUUAAAGCCCCUGAGAGACGUCUGCUGUUGAAGAAAAAACCCUACAAGGAUGGUGGUGAUUCAGGCAAUCGUGAAGAGCACAUCAAUGAACUCAUAGAUAAGUUGAAUUAAGAGGUCAUUCCAGAGAAGUGGGUGCGAGAAGGAACAAUGAACGAGUUCUGGAUAUCAAACAAAACAGGAGUGGAUACUAAAAUGUUUCAAGGAGACAAAUCUGAGUCUGAAACAGAUGUUAUAUAGAACUUAUAAAAGAAGGCACAACUGGUGAAUGAAGUGAGUUAACUGGGUGGGCAUGACCGGGUGAGUCCGGCCCGAGUGCGAGUGACACACGGCGAGUCCUAGAUGGAGGUCAUCUCCACGGUCCGCGCCGCAGAUAAAUCCGUGUUUAAGCCCUUGCCACUGGUCUGUAAUUUUUUUUAGGACCGACAACUGAUUCUCUACUUAGAAUGAUAGAAGACAAGUAUCAACAUUUUGUUCAAAAAACUUAAGCAUCUAUAUUAUUCCUAAUC
Elaeis guineensis (African oil palm) is the source of this 1331-nucleotide messenger RNA. Its product is annotated as large ribosomal subunit protein uL30y. Gene Ontology annotation, biological process: maturation of LSU-rRNA from tricistronic rRNA transcript (SSU-rRNA, 5.8S rRNA, LSU-rRNA). Gene Ontology annotation, molecular function: structural constituent of ribosome; RNA binding. The record is from RefSeq and is a predicted model, not a curated record. Lineage: Eukaryota; Viridiplantae; Streptophyta; Magnoliopsida; Arecales; Arecaceae. Gene Ontology annotation, cellular component: cytosolic large ribosomal subunit.